Messenger RNA from Aedes albopictus (Asian tiger mosquito), 2532 nucleotides. RefSeq lists its product as uncharacterized. Lineage: Eukaryota; Metazoa; Arthropoda; Insecta; Diptera; Culicidae. The coding region runs from base 386 to 1114 and encodes 242 amino acids. The transcript is spliced from 4 exons. The record is from RefSeq and is a predicted model, not a curated record.
GGUGUGUUCGUUGUGCGUCCGCGUGCGAGUAAUCUUGUGCGUCACCAAGCCGAAAAGUGUAUCAGCCAUUGCCGGAGCGGAAGCUUCAAAUACCCAAACCAAUACCGAAACCCCCAAGAGAAAACCCUACAGUUGGGUUUCGGUUCCAAAGCGAAACUUGGAUAAACCGUCGAAGUCAACAGCAGUUCCACAGCAACAGCACAACCGAAAAGUACCGGCAGCAAAUUCAACCCUACAUCGAACCAAUUCUUCAGUUCCACUUGCGAAACAACAUGUCGUCGAAGCACAUUUGCCAACAGAUGGACGAUUGGAAGACGUGAGAGCAGAUAUUCUCAACGAUUGGUUGUCAGAAACAGGAGAUACUAACGAGGACUUCUUGGCGGAUAUGCAAGAUUUGGAUGAAAACGUCAACAUCGAUUAUGAACCACCAUACGACGAAGAGGGGCGUUCAACAUCUGUAUCUGAUUCAACAGAUGAUCUGAACUUGAGUACUGUCAGAAAAUCAUCUACCCUCAAAAGGACAUAUGCGCGUGCAAUGCAUCCUGCUUCUCCUUCACGUGCCGGAACAUCGUCACCAACACCAGCAGCCGAAAACAACGCUCAUUCAGUUUGUGUAUGCGGGCAGCAACCUAAGAUCGACCAACUUAAGCAGCAGAAUGAUAAGUUGGUUACGGAAAAUAAGAAAUUGAAAUGUUCAAAUGAAAAAAUGACAAACCGAUGCCUGACCCUAACGGAUGCACUGUACGCAAAAGUAUUGGGCAAACCGCACGAUGAAAAUUUCACUGAGGUGGACGGAUAUCCUUAUAAAAUUAAGCUGAAGAAAUUUUCUGAAGUUGCCGGUAGUCGGGAUUACAUUUUUGUCAAACUACUGCUGUUGGACAUCUUCCCGGACGGUCUGAAAAAUAAGACUCUCACAGGUCGUGUAACCAACAACCCGAAUGGACGAAAAGGAGGCGAACGGGUUCAUGUUGACGAGUCAACAGAAAAAGAUCGUCUCGAACCUGCAAAAGUUAAAUAUAUCGAAGAGCGUUUCGUUGAGCACCGCUGCUACCAAGGCGAUACGGCGGCUGUGGCUGGCGUGAAAAUUAGACAGUGCCGCGAACUGAUCGCAUGAGUUCUCGUCUACUACGGAAAGAAAUGACUCGAUGCAUACAUGUUUUGUUUUUGAAUUACAAAGAAAAUUUCAAGUUUGUUUUAAAAGGUUUAAAAACUCGGAAGUUAAUGGGUUGAUACCAAUGUUUUCUUUUAUGUGAAUAGUAUCUCUAUUGGUGUGGGAUACUCCAAAGGAUAUAUAUAUAUAUAAUAUAUAUUAAUAUAUAUUAAAAAUAAACUGUUCUGAACAUAAUUAUUUUGCUUUUUUUGUCUGCACAAACGAGAAAUUCAGUAUUAUGAAUGAAAUCAUACUUUGUUAGAAUUUUGAUCUAAAAUAUCAAAAAGCAUAUAACUCGGUAUGUUAAAAUUAAGAUAUAUACUAUAUAAAACUGUAAUAUAAUUUUGAUAUAUUGUAUCAAAACCGUAUAACGGAGUUUAAUAUGUUUUUGUUAGAAUCAUAACACAUUUUGUUAUGUUUUUGAUAGAAUUCAUAUAAUAUUUAGUUAUAAUUUUUGUUAUUUUAACAACAUCCUGCAUCUAAAUUAUAACAAAAUAUGUUAGAUAAAGUCGGUAUAACAUACUAACAUAUUUUGUUAUAAUUUAGUUAUGUUCCUCUAGUCGGGAAAAUUCGCUACUCCUUUUGUGCGGAACUGCUCGCAGUCGCAGUCAGGCCGGAUCAGGUUCCUCCAGCCGAGCCUCCAGUUGAUUUUAGGUUCGCGAAUUCUGUAAAACAAUUUGCAUCCAUUGAGAUAUACCUAGCACAAAAAAACAAAUUUAAUAGCAAAACUUACCCUUGUUUCAUCCGAGGUUUCAUCCAGACCGCUGCAAGCGCUUCGAACUGUUGACCGAGGCAAGCUUUCCGUUUGUUAUUGACUAUCAGGUCGCGGGCGGAAAUUUUGUUUUGUUUUUUUUUUUUUCAAAUGCAAACUGCAAAGUUCGAUGGCAGUACAGAUACUAACGAAAGCUACUAUUUGGCAAACUGUUGAUUUCAAGUUGCAUACAGUAUAAUGCACAUGUGUAAGUGUGUUGCGCAAAUAAAAUCAUAAACCGUAUGAGAAAAGGUCAUUCUAUAUUGCCACCAUGUCUUCUGAGUUUGUAUCACUAUGUAAUUCGACAAUUUCUGCACAGUAUGACAUAUUGUUAUAGUUUGGUAUGGGUUAAGCAGACGGUUCUUGAUGAUCGAAUGCUUCAAAUUUCAUAGUUUCAACAGAAAAGCACCUGUUCAUGGUACAGUAACAGUAACAUAUAAAGGAGACAUACUGUAUGGAGAUGACCACAAACUGUAUUUGUCUAUGCGGGCUGUUUGAAGUGCAACGGAAUGCGGAAGCACUGUGGUAUGUACACAAAAAAAUUCCGCAACUCUGCCGCUGCGGCAAAACGCAAUGAGCGAGGAUUUUCUGCGGUUAAUUUCAAAACAACUUCACUUCGGUGAACUAGUUU